UUAUAAAUAAGAUGGAUAAAGCAGUGGGAGAUGAUGAUGACCUUAUGGCUAUGCUAGAGGAAUCACAGAAUGAUUUUGAGAAGAAUAAGGAGGAAAAGAAGGAAGAAGAGGGAGAUUUGAUUGAGGAAUUGCAGAAGACUGAGAAAAUGGAUAAAGAACAAACAGAAUCUGAAGAGAAGCAAGAAACCAUGCAAAAUGAUUUCAUGAAAGGAUUUGAGGACUUGGCUAAAAAUCUUCCUAACUCAGGCCCUGAUGGAGGCAACAUUACUGAACAAGAAAUGAAGGAAGCCAUGAAUAUGUUCCAGAACAUGUUCAAAUUCCCUCAGGAAGGAGAUACUGGAAAGAGUGAGGAGAAGAAGGAAGGUGACGCAAAAGCUGAUGGAGCCGCCGGGUACACUAACAUGGCCAAGGACGCUAAGAACGCUGGUGAAACAGGCGGUAUUCCUGGCAUGGAAAAUCUUGGAGAGAUGUUCAAGGACGAAGAGUUCCAAAACUUUUUCAAUAACUUCACUCAAGGUAUCUUUAAAGGAGGUGAAGGCAGCGAAGGCGGCGAAGGCGGUGAAGGAGCAGAAGGAGGAUUUGACCCAUCCAAAAUGUUUGAGGGACUAGGCACAGGCAAUCCUGAAGAAAUGAUGGAGAACAUGAUGAAAGAAAUGGGAGGAUAUUUAGAAGAAAACAAAGACGACCCCGAGAUCAAGAAUACUAUUGAUGAGAUGAUGUCCUCUCUUGUAGAAAAAGAUUCCAUCUACCCUUCUCUUAAGUUAAUGAAGGAUGAGUUCCCAGAUUAUCUUGAAAAGAAUGAAGACAAUGUCAGUGUUAAGGAUCUUGAAAGAUAUAACGAACAACUAGAUUGAAUCGAAGAGCUUUGAGAGCUGUACGAGACUAAUGACAAACCGAAUAAAGAUGACGUUGCUAAUUUGUUAUUCAAACUUCAGACUUUUGGAGCCCCACCUGACGAAUUGGUAAAGAAGAUGAGAGAGACAUGAGGUGCUAAUAUGGGUGCGCUUGGAGGAAUGGGUAAUUUAGCAGGGCUUCCAGGAAUGGGAGGAAUGGGAUUUCCCGGAAUGCCACAGAAAAAAUAG
Moneuplotes crassus is the source of this 1082-nucleotide messenger RNA. The record is from the annotation of a GenBank genome assembly. NCBI's taxonomy places the organism in Eukaryota, Ciliophora, Spirotrichea, Euplotida, Euplotidae.